Molecule: messenger RNA, 1929 nt
Organism: Arachis ipaensis
Lineage: Eukaryota; Viridiplantae; Streptophyta; Magnoliopsida; Fabales; Fabaceae
Source: RefSeq, a predicted model, not a curated record
AGUAAAGAAGCUCGUGUAUCGCAUGCAUAUCUUUCGUUUUCCUGCUUGUAAUGUUGUGGAGUAAUGAGCUAAACUCAGAGUUGAGAAUGAGAUGGAAUUUGAACAAUGAAGAGUUGUUUUUUCAAAUACACGUAUAUAUGCAAGUGUUGAAGACUAGCUUGAAGUGGUAGCAAGUGCCACAGACGAAAUGGAACUUCAGUCUCCUCAUGUUGAUGAACAGCGGCAGCAACCACUCCGAAUCUACUUCAUCCCAUACCUCGCAGCCGGUCACAUGCUCCCUCUCACCGAUAUAGCAAGCGUCUUCGCCGCACGUGGCCACCACGUGACCAUCAUCACCACAUCAUCCAACGCCCAAAUCAUCCGCAACUCCACCCCCCACCACCCCAACCUCCUCGUCCAUACUGUCUCCUUCACCUCCCAAGAACUAGGACUCCCCGACGGUAUCGAGAACCUCUCCCACACCUCCGACGGCAACACCUUCACCAAGAUGUACUUCCUUAUGGAGGACACUCUCCGGGAGCCCAUUGAGCACUUCGUGGACCACCACCCACCCGACUGUAUCGUCGCUGACUUCAUGUUCCCGUGGGUGGAGGACUUGGCCAACAAGCUCCGCAUCCCAAGGUUGGUCUUCAAUGGCUUCUCCCUCUUCGCCGUCUGCGCCGUCGAGUCCUUCAGGGCACACCCCGUCCCUCCCGAUGCUUCCCCUCCCUUUCUCAUCCAUGACUUCCCUCACUUUGUCACCAUGAACGCAACCCAACCACGGGCUAUAAGGGAGGUCCUAGAGUCGAAGCUGGAGGCAGAGCUCAGAAGCAAUGGACUAAUAGUCAACAACUUCGCAGAGCUCGACGGAGAAGAGUACAUCCAGUACUACGAGAGAACAACGGGACACAAGGCAUGGCAUCUUGGACCUGCGUGUCUUCUUCACAGAACCGUUGAAGAAAAAGCGCAGAGAGGACAGAAGAGCGUGUUGAGCGCUCACAAGUGUAUGAGCUGGCUCGAUUCCAAGAAACAAAAUUCGGUGGUUUACAUAUGCUUUGGGAGUCUCUGCUGCUUCCCGGAUAACCAGCUUUACGAGAUAGCAUGCGCGGUGGAAGCAUCGGGUUGCGAGUUCGUGUGGGUGGUGCCGGAGAAGAAGGGAAAGGAGAAUGAGGAAGAGGAAGAGAAACAGAAGUGGCUGCCAAAGGGGUUUGAGGAAAGGAAUUCAAAGAAGGGAAUGAUUAUAAGAGGGUGGGCCCCGCAGGUUCUGAUAUUGGAACACCCUGCUGUAGGAGCGUUUGUUACCCAUUGUGGGUGGAAUUCCACCGUGGAAGCGGUUAGCGCCGGGGUGCCAAUGAUAACGUGGCCGGUGCAUGGUGAACAAUUCUAUAAUGAAAAGCUGAUAACUGAAGUGCGUGGGAUUGGAGUGGAGGUUGGUGUAGAUGAAUGGAAGUCAACUGGCUACGGUGUAAGAGAGAAGGUUGUGGGAAGAGGUCGCAUAGAGGUGGCUAUAAGGAGGUUGAUGGAUGGUGCCAAUGAGGCCCAAGAAAUCAGAGGGCGCGCUCAAGAGCUUGGGAAGAAGGCUAGAGCUUCUGUUCAAGAAAGUGGCUCAUCCUUUAACAAUUUCACUGCCUUGAUUAAUGAACUUAAACGUUUGAGAGAUUGCAAGCAUGUGGAUUAAUCAUAUCUUCCAAUCAUUCCAAAUAUAAUUAAUGAUGCAUAGUCAAGAGAAUGUAGAGAAGAAUCAAUGGGAAUAACAGUCUUUCUCAUUGGGUAGUGUUGUGGCCUGAGAAGAAUCUCCGACGAGGUAUACGUUAGUCUUCCAAAAACACGCUCAAGUCAAUCAGUAGGUUCACAAUAAAUGUUGUGCCGACUUAUAUCUUAUAUAGUCGGUUUUGACAAUUGUAAUUUGAAGGGUAAAGUAUAUUUUUUGUCUUUAAAGUUUGGCAAAAA